AUGUAAUGUUGCUCGCCUUAUCUCUGUUUGUUUUGGGUGUGUUGUCAUAUUAUGUUGUGAUAGUGUGUUAUCAAUGAUUUAAAAUCAAAAUAAUCCCAAGCUAUGGGUUUUAGAGAUAGGACUUAUCUUUAUCUUUUCUUUCUAAUUAUAGUUAGUGUUUUUGUGAUAAGUGCAGCACCAAUUUUCCUCAUUUUCUCCGUUUCAGCAUUUUUCCUAGUCCUCAGUCAUAACAAAAAUAGCAAAAGUCAAAACUUUUGGAAAACCACCCAGUUCGAAAAUGAACCACCAGAAGACAAACGAAUUAAAAUUGUUUGGUGCACCAUCAGCCGCCCCGAACAACGCAAAUGCCGUAAUUUUGCAAUGGCUAAUGAAAGAGACAAGAUCAAAGUGGGUUAUGACGCCUUCAAAAUAGAUUGCAUCCAGGCCUAUGAUAAAGAGGAAUGUAUGCGUCUACUUGAUCAAGGCAAUGCUACAAUUACAACACUUGACGCUGGUGAGGUUUUUGUGGGGGGGCGCUAUAACAGUUUGGUCCCUAUAUCUCAAGAAGUACUAGAAGGGGGCUCACAACACUACUAUGCGGUUGCAGUUAUUAAAAAAGACACUCUUCCAGAAGUACACAGUCUUUUUGAUUUAAAAAGUACGAGAGCGUGCUUUGCAGGCGUUGAGAAAUUUGCGGGAUGGGUGGUCCCAAUUUAUACAUUGAUGAAUGAGGGCGGCAUGGAGAUUAUUGAUUGUAAUAAUCAUGUGAAAACAGCAACAAAAUAUUUUGGGCCUUCUUGUGCCGUCAAUUGUUUAACCGAUAAGUACAACCCCAUUGGGGAUAAUUCAGAUAGGUUGUGCCAACUUUGUAUAGGGAAGAUACCAGGGGGGAGGUGUUCCAGUUCAGAUCCGUAUGCGGGGUAUGAAGGAGCUUUUCGGUGUUUGGUAGAAGCAGGGGAUAUUGCGUUUUUGAAACAUACUACUGUUGCGGAGCUGGUAGCACUGGAUGAGUUUGUGUCAAUAACGAAAGAGUCUUUCCAACUUCUCUGCAAAGAUGGUUCUCGCCGCCCAGUGGACGACUACAUGUCGUGUAAUUGGGGCCGAGUCCCCUCCGACGCCAUCGUCACAACAUCAGCAUCGUCUUUCGAAAAACGUAAAAAGUAUCAACUAUUCCUCGAAAAAGCAGCUAAAAUAUACAACCAUGGAAAUCGUCACAACACGAGUCAAUACGACCAAGAUCAAAACCGCUACGACAGCCGCGAACCCCAAUACGAUCAAUUCGGUAACAGGAUCAAUGACCAUCCGGACGACGAUCGGUACGGCAGACCCGAAUACGAUCAGUAUGGCAACAGAGUAACCGAGCGGCCCGAAUAUGAUCAGUACGGCAACAGAGUAACCCCUCAACCCGAAUACGAUCAAUACGGCAACAAAGUAACCGCUCGACCCGAAUAUGAUCAAUACGGCAAUAAAGUAACCGAUCGACCCGGGUAUGAUCAACACGGCAACAGAGAUACUGCUCAACCCGAGUAUGACCAAUACGGCAAUAGGGUGUCGCGGUAUAAGCGUCAAAACUUCGGUAACUUUGGCGGGCAGGACCGGCCUAGGUAUGAUUCAAAUAACUAUAAUCAAUACGGACGUGAUGAGACACCGAAUAAUGACCCGUAUCGGACGAAUAACGAUAAUAGAUAUGGAAAUACGGAACGACCAUUUUAUCGAGAUCCGCACAUUUAUAACAGACAGGAGUAUGGUGUGAACAUAGACCCUUAUGAAGAUGGCAGCUAUAACAGAAAUAGGGAUCAGUUUUACAAUAACUCGUUGCCUGAUUAUUAUGAUAACGGCAACAGAAAUAAUACGUUUUUUGAGGUCUUCAGCUUGUUCGAGUCGUCGCCGAGGUACGGAAUUCACGGAAAUUUGCUAUUCCAGGACUCAACUCGAAACAUCGUCCCUCUCAAUGAAAAUCUCCAAACUUACACCAGCUUUCUAGGCAACUCCAUGAAUGUAUUAAUGGGAGUAAGAGAAUGUCCAGUUAACCGCAUGACUCUUUGCGUGACAUCAGAAGUCGAAAAAGACAAAUGCAUCAAAAUGAAGAUUGCGCUUAAAGCCCAACUCCUCAAACCUGACAUGGAAUGUUACAGAGGACACUCACAAAUUAACUGUAUGCAGGCAGUCAGGUCCGGACUAGCCGACGUUACUGUUUUAGACGCUAGCGAUAUCUAUACUGCCGGCUUAAACUUCGAAUUAAUCCCCUUCAUUAGUGAAAUUUACAAUUUAAAUGAACCAGAAUCUUAUGUCGUAGCAGUAGGUAAAGAAUCAGACCCAGAUACCGAAUUAACGUACUUACGAGGCAAAUACACUUGCCACGGAGGAAUUAACACCGCCGCAGGUUGGGUCUACCCUCUCGCCUUCCUCAUAAGCAACGGCUGGAUCCGCCCCUACGGCUGCAACAGCAUUCGCGCCGCCGCCGAGUAUUUCUCCAAAAGCUGCGUCCCGGGGGCUCUGAGUACGGAGUACAACACAGGUGUGCCAUAUGACAACAUGUGCGACCUGUGUCAUGGUACCAGCUACCGGUACUGUCGCCGAGACGCCUCCGAGGACUAUUACGGUCAUACGGGAGCGUUCAGGUGCCUGGUGGAAGGCGGCGGUCAGGUGGCGUUCGUUACACACACGACGGUGACGCAGAAUACGGGUGGCAAGAGGGAGGAAUGGUGGGCUAGGGAUAACUUGAACGACGACUUUGAGUUGUUGUGUCCGGAUGGUACAAGGGCGGAAAUUCAGGACUACGAGAAGUGUAAUUUGGGGAAGGUUAAGGCGAAUGCGAUUGUGACAAGAGGCGGUUAUGGGUACAACGAAACGCAUUUGAAUGCGUUCAUUAAUUUGUUCUUGUACGCGCAGACGUUUUAUGGGAGGAGGACAACGGAUGAGUUUAGUUUCAGUAUGUUUUCCUCAAAACCGCCCUUCACGGAUCUGAUAUUCCAAGAUGCAACAACUCAGUUGAAGGUCAUUCACCCAACCAAACGUCAUUAUGCCGAAUAUCUAGGCAGCGACUUCCUGAGGGCUCGAAGGAUCGUCGAUUGUCACGCAGGAAGUGCUUCAAUAAGUGCCUCCAUUAUCACAUUAUUGAGCGUCUCUGCUGUUGUUAUGAUUGUUAGGCUUUAAGUUAUUUUAAGCACAUUUUUAUACGUUUUUAUAUUUUAUCUUUUGAUGUGUACAGAAUCGUGUCCGUCCAUUUAGUGAUUUGUUUGGGGUCAAAUACCAUAUGUUAAAGAGAUUAAUGUAAUUUUCCGUCCGCAGUCAUAUCAUUACAGAUAACGAAAAAACAGAUUUUGUAAGACGUAAAUUAUAAUUUUACAAUAA
Messenger RNA from Zophobas morio, 3333 nucleotides. Its product is annotated as transferrin 2. The coding region runs from base 103 to 3135 and encodes 1010 amino acids. The transcript is spliced from 11 exons. NCBI's taxonomy places the organism in Eukaryota, Metazoa, Arthropoda, Insecta, Coleoptera, Tenebrionidae. Gene Ontology annotation, cellular component: early endosome; extracellular region; plasma membrane. Gene Ontology annotation, biological process: iron ion transport. The record is from RefSeq and is a predicted model, not a curated record.